GGGCUUUGCGUCUGUGUUCCGCCGCCAUGGUGACCCUACGCUAGCGGCGCCGCCGGGGGUGCGGAGAGCGGGUUCGGGAAUAGCUCGCUGCGCGCCGUCGCUGGCGGGGAGGCUGCUCGGCAGGGAUUUGCUCCUCGCAGUGUGCAUUAACCAGUAAUGAAAGGGUGGCGAGUGCUGUUUUACAAUGCAACACCACUGUCCAGCAGUGGGAUUUAGGAAGGAUUACAGACCCUCCUUAGAGCAGUUGCAAAACACCAUCCAAAGAGCUGCAACUGUUCGUACACUUCCCACCAUCACCACAACCAUUGCACUUCUUUUCCCAACCUGCCAGGAGUUUCCAUAAGAGUUUACUCUCUCCAGGUGUCUCCAUGCAAAAUGUCCCUGCACUCCACCCCAAGUGACUAGAUUCUUCUAAGGAUGGGGUUUCCUUAAUUGUAAGGGAUACUUUAGCUUGAGGCCCAAACAAAAACACAGCUCUUUGACCUUAAAAUCUAAAAUGCAGGUAGAAAUUAUGGCUGUUUAAUGGAGGAUUUUUUUUUUAAAUUAUUGUCUCUGCACUGAAGACUUACAAAGAACAGAGUCAGAAACCCAGUUUGAUAGAUGAUAUUUUUUUCUUCUUCCUCAAUUUUUACUUGCAUUUUUGAAAAAUGUACUUGACACCUCCUAAUCAGAGUGCAUUAGAAAAAUUCAAGCUGGGAUUUUCAAUAGAGCCUGAGGUGUUAGGCAAAUCCCAUUAAACUGGUCAUCUAAACUUCCUUAAAAUACUUUUUAAAAAAAUCAAACUAGAUUAAUAUAGAUAUAUGAAACUCUCCUCCACCUCAUGCCUAGCUGCUGGGAAGAAGGCAAAGUGUUCUUAUAGUACUAUUACCAAACCUUGCUCAGAGCUUUCACUUUUUGUUUCAGCCUCUGGUUGUUUGCAUCUGACACUGAACUACACAAGGUUUCACUGGUGUAAUUUAACCCUGUUUUAAAUCACUUUGGCUAAAGUGGUGCAAAUACCUGUGAGGCCAUUCUUAUUUCAGUUUAAGAGCAGUUUAUUUUAUUUUAUCUUCAACCGGUUCUCAACUGACAUAAUAUAAACUAAAAAACCCUCACCCUUAAACCAAAAUAACGAUGUCCACAUAAAGAAAAGGAGGACUUGUGGCACUUUAGAGACUAACAAAUUUAUUUGAGCAUAAGCUUUCAUGAGUCACAUAGGGUUUGCACCUGUUUAACUAAAAUCAUUUUAAUUCACUUCUUAAGUUAAAUCAGUGUCUUUUUUUCUCUCUCUUUUUUGAGUCACCACCUCCUUUAUGAAUAGCUCUAGUGUCUGCUUUUAGGGAUACUAGUAGAUUUUCUAAACAGUGGCAGUAGGUUGAAAUUGACUUGAUUUUUGAAAGUUUCACUGCUGCCCACAAUGUUCUAAACAGAAGCAACAAAACUGACCAGAUUUGUAAAUUUCACUUUGCUGCUACUUUGAGAAAACAGGUUCAGCAAGAGAAACAAUGGAAAUGGCUGUCUGAAAUCUAUGGUCAACAAGUGCUAAUUAUUAAAGUGCUGCAUUUUUGAACAUGCAAUAUACUUUACAAAGGUAGAUCACUGUCAUCCUCAUUUCAUAGAUGAGGUAACUAAAGCACAGAUAGGUGAAAUAAUUUGCCCAGUGACACACUGAUUCAGUGGCAGAGCUCGCAGCAGAAUCCAGGUCUCCCAGUACUUGCCCUAUCCACUGGACCACCCUUGCUUUCAUUAGUUUGCAUUUGUAAGGUUGUCUUCACAACCAUUAAGAGCUAGAAAUUUUAAAAAUGAAUGCUUAAUUUCUGUAGAAAUAGAUGGGUUAAAUCCUGCAGCUCAUCAAAGAAAGUUUCUUAUUCAUCACUGAGUGGGUGAAUGGAUAUUUCAAGCCCAGCUUUAUGUUAAAACUGAAGCAUAGCUAUCAGUUUAAAAAUCUAUACAGACUAGUUGAUUCAUUACUCCUUAGCCCACAAUGUACACACAAACUCCCAACAUAGAUCUGCUAUUACAUAUAGUAUGAUCCAUGCCAGAGAAAGGACAGUUAUAGAUAUCCAUCAGUGUGUUGUUAAAAGGCCUGAUGAAGAGCAACAAUUUUAUGCCAUAAGAAGUGUUGCCUCUGGAAAACUAAAAAUUGAUGCAGUGACAUACAUGACACAUGGCUUCCUAUACCCAUACAUUAAAAUUAAACUUGUUAUAUAAAUAAUCAUUUUUAACAUAAACAGACUUUCUUCCUGCUGCAUCAAGCACUCCCCUGCUGCUGUAAUGUAUUACGAAAGAAAAUGGCACUAAAAUGUCAACAAAAAGUUUCCUAUUUUCAGAUGCUGACACUCUUGUGUUUUAACUCAGCCAUUUGAUCCCUUAUGUAUAUAAAGUGAUUGCAUAUGAAUUGUCUGUUAACAUACAUAUGAAAAAAACUUGUCAAUAUAUUUUUGUAAGUAAAUAUUCUUUGUCCUGGGUUUAUAUCUGGAGGGAUACAGUUAUAGAUAUCCUACAGGGUGUAAAUAAGAUCACUGAUGUUGAACAUAUGAUAGAACACCAUUCCUUGGAAUCUUACAACUAAAAUCUGUUGCCUUAUCUUUAUUUCCCUGAUAAUAUGUAUAAACAGAUUUAUUGUUUUAGGGUUAAGUAAAUUGUCACUGCCAUUUUUUGUAAUGAUUAAAGGCCCUAUUUUGCCAUGCUUACUCAUGCUGAGUAGUAAUUUACUACACAGUUAGGCCCUAAUCUUGUGAACACUUGACUCGUGCUUAACUUUACUACCAGGGGUAGUCCCUGGAUUUUAAAUGGGACUAUUAACAAUAGUAAAGUUAACCACAUGUGGUUAAGUGUUGGCAUUAUCAGGGCCUUAGUGUCAUUGAUUUCUUAAUGAACAAAAUACUACUGAGUGUGAGUGGCAGACACACUCCCUGAAGUAUUUAUAAAUAAAGGAUGGGUUUCAGAGUAGCAGCCGUGUUAGUCUGUAUUCGCAAAAAGAAAAGGAGUACUUGUGGCACCUUAGAGACUAAUAAACUAAUAAAUUUGUUAGUCUCUAAGGUGCCACAACUUCUCCUUUUCUUUUUAUAAAUAAAGGAGUGCAUCAGCUUUGCAGGAUCAAAUUCUGAGUCUGCCCACAAUGCUACUGACUGUGUAAAAAAUUUGAUAGGAUUUAUCUAAAUGUUUAACAAACAUAACUGUUAUUGACUAUUUCAGUGAACAAAGUGAAGUUUGUUUACAUUUAGUCUCAUAUUUCCUAAAUUCAGGUCUGGUCUACAUUGCAGCACAAAUUACGGAAUGAGUUCUUCAUAUGUGAAUCAUAUUUUUCCACUCUUUCCUUUCUACACAUUUGCAACAUGAAUAAUAGCUCAUCUCAAAGAGUAUUAAUGCAGCCACGUGAUCAUCGUACUAAUUUAGAAGGACCAUCUUUAAGUGAAGGCAACUGGCAUCCAAGUCUGCAUGACUCUCAGGAGUCUGAUUCUGAAAGCCUUACUCAAGAGAUACAAUAUCAGUUAGAACUUCAAAAACGGAUUUAUGAAAAUGAAGUACUGGUAGGCCAGUCUUCUGAUGAGCUGGAGAAUGACAGCUUAGAUGAAGAUAGUCUGGAGGAGAAAAGUCUGAAUGAAUCAGAAGGAGCAAAUUAUGACAAAGUACAGUUUUCAAAUGGAAAAGAUUAUGGAAAAGAGAACCGUAACAAUGAAAGCAAGCAGCAACCUUCGGACAGAUACUGUAACCUAAGAUACAAUCCCAACUGGAAGAGCAAUAAAGAGGAACCAAAAUUUUCUGAAGUGAACAGAAGACACCGCGUUGCUGAGAAAAUCCCACAGGGCUCCUCUCAGGAUUCGUCUUACCUCCCUUCCAAGCAUGUCUUGGAGGAAAAUAACCAACUGGUAGAAAGACAGAAUGUAUUUUCUGCAUUUGAUACAGAAUUGUUAAACCUUGAUGAUCAACCUGUUGGGAUAAGCAGUGCACCUUUUAGAUUGCAUACAAAAGGAAACCUAUCAGCAGAUGAUUGUCAAUACAAACACAGUUCCAGUACGUACAGUGAUGUUUUUUCUCCUCAAUCUGUAGAAGUUCAGCAACGGAGAGCAAAAAAAGACUUUGUGGAAAAAAAUAAACUUACUUUGGGAUUAGCUACACAGAAACAGGAUUCUUAUCUUCAUCGGCACAGUCGAAAGCGAGAGGAAGUUCAUCAAGGGCAGGUUUCAGAUGUUAAAACCACUGAUGAGAGGCUUAUUCAGAAUGCCAUUGACUUUCACAGCAAGGAUCCUGAAGACAAAUGGCUCCAGAGGUCACACCAACUAAAGGAUCACCGAAAUAAACAGCCACAGGCAGACAGAACAAAAUUAAAUCGAGCGGUGAGAGAGAGAUCUUUACCAGCAAAUGAUGUCCAGCAUCCACCAGGAAGACUAGCAGAACUAAGACCUCAGCAUCACACACAUCGCAAUGUUUCAGAAUUUGAGAACUUCCAUAUGGAUUCCAACUCUUCUGAAGUGCUAGAACUUGAACAAGAUGACAAUAGUUCACUGCAUAGUUGGUUACAAACAAAUCCCUUCGUUGGUCCAAUUACUCCUUUCAUUAAGACUACUUCAGCAGCAGAUUGGGGAACACACUCAAAUACUAUACAAAAUAAUUCAGAUUUGGUAAACUGGAAUCAGAAGCAAAUCUCCAUGAACUUGGCUUUAUCUAGGCACCAUCUUGAACUAACAAUGCAUAAAAACCCUACUGGGUUGAAUUUAUCUUCAGCAUAUACUAGUGAAGAAAACAAGAAAUAUCAGCACGACCCCGGAAACAGACCGCCAUAUAAUCAGCAACAUUUGCAGAAUAGUUAUGUUUUGGAGCCUCUUCCACCUCAUGGGUAUGCCAAAGGUCACAUGCUCCUAAACCAGAAAAGCAUCGCAUCUACUUACAAUGCUAAUUUUCAAGAAUCAGUAAAAGACCAAGUUUCAACUCCGAAUCAUAGAAAGCAAUUUUAUAUAGACAAGAGCCAUCACAACAACUGUGCAACCAAUAGCUUGUGGCCAUCCCAGUCAUCUGCUCAGAAGCCGCUAGCAAGCCCUUCUCCAACUACACAACUUAUGCAGACAAUGGAACAGCAUCAUGAAGAAAUCUCUCAACUGGAAGACACUCACCUUGCUGAAAGGCAGUUCUCUGGCUUGUUUCCACCUGUAAUCCCAAGGGUAGAAAGUGACUCAGAAAUUAACACAGAAAGAAGUGAAGGAAGCCAAGUGAAAAUUAGUCGCAGCAACUCAGAAGGGUACCUGCUGCAAAUGGAAAAGCAAAAACAGCUGAAAAAAAAAGGGACUAGGAAGCCUUCUAGGCCAAGAAACUACAUGAACCUGGAUGUGAAGCUCGGAGGCCUUGGACCUGACUAUGAAGCAGUCAGAGAGAAAGCUCUGGAAUAUGCUAAGAAGAUUCCUAAACCAAAACCUUUCUCAGCAAAACAAUCAGAUGAAGAACCAAAAGAGGAAAGAACUCUAGCACAAAACUUAAAAGGCCAGAAUUUACCUCAGAUUUCCUCACUGAAAACUCUGCAAAACAGACAUGAAAUAGAGAAGCAAGUUGUGGCUGCUUUCAAAACACUUCACAUUUUAUAAGAAGUUUGAAAUUAUUAGGGAGCUGUAGAGGGUAGACAAUAUCUGAACUGUUUACGUGGUGCAUUAAAUUACUUAGGUUUCCCAGAUACAGUAUUUCAGGACUCCACUACUUAAAUAAGAGCCUGUAUCAUCAAAAACAUUGAUUUCAAAAGGUGAAAUAUUUUCAGAUCAAUUGCCCUUAAUUUAGUCCAAUAUUAUUAUAGCCAAAUUAUUUUUUUUAAAAUGUAAUCUUUAUUUUAGAAUUGUGCUUCUUGUUAUUCUAUUGUUUCCUUUCUUAGAAUAUCCUGAUUAUGUUGCUGCCUCUUUCUGAGCAGUUUAUCCAGAAAGAGCAGUGAGUGAAUUUAGGUGCCUGCAGGGUUCAGCAGGAGUUUUGUGAAUUGUAGUGGAACCUAAACCUGAGACUUUGAUGCCUAAACACAUGUGUGAAUCUAGAUCUGUGUGUCCUAUUCGUCUUUCCCAAACUGCUCAUUCUUUUUAUGCUGUGAAAUAAACCUACAGCUACUUACAAAAACAUUUUUUAUAUUUUACAUAAUGAACUUUUAAAAGUAUUUCCAUCAAAUCUAAAAA
Dermochelys coriacea (leatherback sea turtle) is the source of this 6125-nucleotide messenger RNA. It is a transcript of the gene JHY, whose product is annotated as junctional cadherin complex regulator. The record is from RefSeq and is a predicted model, not a curated record. Lineage: Eukaryota; Metazoa; Chordata; Testudines; Dermochelyidae. Bases 3318 to 5558 code for a protein of 746 amino acids. Gene Ontology annotation, biological process: axoneme assembly. The transcript has 8 exons.